UCACUCAGCAGCGGAGCCGGGCGGAGGGGGCGAGCGCGGGGCGCGCGGGCGGGAAGCGAGGAGGCGGGCGGGCCAGCCAGGAGCGCGGAGAAGAAAAGGCGCGAGCGGCCGAGAGGGCACAGGCCAGACACCUUGCUGCUGCCGCCGCCGCCGCCGCCAAGCCGCCCCUGUGUUUACUGAUCCAUCUCCAGGGCCACCGCCAUGUCCAGCCGGGGUGGGAAGAAGAAGUCCACCAAAACCUCCCGGUCCGCCAAGGCAGGAGUCAUCUUCCCUGUGGGCCGGAUGCUGCGGUACAUCAAGAAAGGCCACCCCAAGUACAGGAUCGGAGUGGGCGCGCCUGUGUACAUGGCCGCCGUCCUGGAGUACCUGACAGCGGAGAUUCUGGAGCUGGCUGGCAAUGCAGCAAGAGACAACAAGAAGGGCCGGGUCACGCCCCGGCACAUCCUGCUGGCCGUGGCCAACGAUGAAGAGCUGAAUCAGCUGCUAAAAGGAGUCACCAUCGCCAGCGGGGGAGUGUUACCAAACAUCCAUCCGGAGUUGCUAGCGAAGAAACGAGGAUCCAAAGGGAAGUUGGAAGCCAUCAUCACACCACCCCCAGCCAAAAAGGCCAAGUCUCCGUCCCAGAAGAAGCCCGUGUCUAAGAAAGCAGGGGGCAAGAAAGGGGCCCGGAAAUCCAAGAAGAAGCAGGGAGAAGUCAGCAAGGCAGCCAGCGCUGACAGCACGACCGAGGGCACACCCGCCGAUGGCUUCACUGUGCUCUCCACCAAGAGCCUCUUCCUCGGCCAGAAGCCGCCCCAGUGAUGCCAAUUUGCCAGGACGCCAUGGUUUUGUAACAAAUGAUUCACUUUUGUUGAAAAUAAAAAUGAUGCAAAGGCUUUUAAGACCUGAGAAUGAGAGUUCAUAUUUCUCUGUUAACGCCAAAAUAGGGGGUGGAGAGAGAGUGGGAAUUACUUUUCUGAAUUUUUUUUAUCCUACUUUAAAAAAAAAUUAAAAGCAUGGAUUUGAGCUUCCAUGUAAAUCGCAUUCAGUUUGCAUGUGGUGAACAACUUGGUUCUGAAGCUGCAUCAUUUUUAAAACCUCACUGUCAGUUUUCUUUGGCAUCUCAGUGACACAGUCCUGCUCACGUCAUUGCAAGUGCUCCUUCUCCCCCUCCCUCUUCCUGUCGCUAAUUGCACUCAGGCUCCCAUGAUGCAAUUCCUGUGGUGGACUCUGUGUUCCAGCAAAUAACCAUUACAGUGUACAUUUUAUAACCAUUAUCUGUAUUUUGUAUGCAUUUUUCAAAGGAAAAAAUAAGCAGCACUAUCUGUCAUCUUAAGGUCUGGGGCUUUGAAAGUUUUUGUUUAAAAUAUUUUUUAUUUAUAAAAUUUCAGCUCAGCAGUGAAGGCAACCACCUGGGUUUACUUUCACACCCUUUAACCUGUCCUUUGGGUAAUAUAUUGAAAGUUAAUGUGACCUGUCAUCCUAAUUGCUUUGGUUUGAACUAAAGUGCAAAGAAGCUCUGCGAUUUAGGACUAGCUCCAGUGUGCUUCAGAUCCCUAAUGCUGACGAUUAGAGCCAGGACUUGGAAACCUGUUAAGCAGGUAGAACAGUUCAGUGCCUGGGUCCACCCUCUCCCUCACUCCUUCCCGUACCCUACUCUCGCGUGCCCUGGCCUCUCCCUUCCCUGUGCUCUUCUCGCUCUCUCCUGCUGGUUACCCCAAAGCCAGCAUCAAGUCAGAACUCCUCACACCCCCUUGCUGGAUUUCCGGAAUAGCCAUACAAAUGUCCAUGUACAAAUGGAGAUGCCCUUCUUGCCCUUCUUGGCCUUGGGAUCAGGGCCUCGUCUGCUGCAUACGAGCCCUGGAAGGGAAGGGAGGCAACAAAGACUGCAGACACAUUGCUAGCUCCUCUGUGACCAAGCAGUGCCUUCUCUUCUCCAUUUUGGGUACAGCCUGGUCCCAGGCCUCAGGACCAGGCACCACAGGCAGGAGAGUACCAGAAAGUGCAAAUCCAGCUAAUACUGACUAUACGCCACUCACGGUUGGGGAGGGAGAGUCCAAAAAGCUAUAGAGAAGCACUGAUACUCUAUAGUCAUUUACAGGCAUGUUAUCUAAUAUUAUUUAGGAGAUAGAGGAAAAUGGAAGAUGGAGGCUUGACAGAAAAACUAAUGUGGCUUUUUGAUAUCUUGACUUUUGGAGGGAGAGCCUGAAGGGACUGGUUGAACUGGAGCCCAGUGUAACAUGGUCAGCUGUGAGAGAAGGGGCUGAGUGCAGAGCCAGAAAGUACACCUGCCUUCUUUCCCGUAUCACACAGUCCGGUGUGAGUGGUGAGAACAGAACCCCAAACUACCACAAGGCGGCCCUUUGCUUCCAGCUUAAUGACCCAGGACACACGCAUCCAGGAUGAGCUACCCCCAAAUCCAGCCCUGCAGGUGCCCUUUAGCAGAGUAAACUGUGUCUCCCCAAAAGUGGUGUCACAGAAUAAAGCAUCAUCUCAAGUCAGCCUGGGCACCCUGUUAGAAGCUAGUGUCCUAACAGCCCUUUCUGGAACCCUGUGCCCUGCAGCAUGAGAGGGAAUAAGUAUUCAUAGUUGAGAGCGUUAUUUUGAAGCAGGGCUUUCUGGCCCUUUAUAAAUAGUUUUUACUGUCAAGUGAAAGUCAUGGCAUUUAGUGCAAAAGGGGCCAGAGUGGUCAAACUGACACACAGGAAUUUUUACACAAAGCACAUUUUAAAAUGUCAUUAUUACAGACAUUAAUUUUGACUUGGAUCUUAGGAAGUGUUUCAGAAAGGGUGCUUUCCCAUGGUGACUGUAUGGUGCUCUGUGUUCUAUGAGUCUUACUUUCCACCUGUAACAGUGAAACCAAUGCUGGGAUAGUGCAAAGCAAGCUGAGGUCAGAAAGGUGAUACUGUGCUCGCUACAGCCCUGAAAGGCACAGUUGCUAAGCUACUUGCAGGAGAAGCUGGCCCAGGGCUUAGGAGCCUGGGAUCCAAUUGUUGUUGAUGAUAAUGUAUCUCACAUACUGACGUCUCAGGAGUAACCGCCCUCAUUGCUCUCUGAUUUUACCCAGUAUUCACACACAUUGUUGAAUUGUUUUCAAAAGGGAAACAGUGCUGUGAAUCUGAAUCGACUAAAUGUGUUUGCUUUGUGGUUCAGUGGAGAUUCUCAGCUUCUUCUCAAGAUUUAAAAAGCUUAAUGUCCAAAAAAAGUGCAUUUCUAUAAAUCUGUGUCAGUGGUAGUAAGCGAUGUAGGCUUCCUUGGAAGAGUCAGUAUUAUUAGAAGCAGUUGGGAAAGCAGUGUCAGGAGGGCAUGCGUGUGUGCCUCCCCAGCUAUCAGGAUUGCAGUCACAGCCCUGUGGGCCGCUAGAGGCAGGGGUAGGUACCAUGGGUUUUCUUCCUCAGAUCCAGACACCCUAGUCCCGGGGGCUGGGGAACAGUAAAGAGAGAGGGAGCUCUUGAAGCAGGAAUGAGGAGGAAAGGCCCACCACCCUCUUCCACCCUAUGGCUGACGACUGGCUUCUGAGACAGUUUAGGACGCUGAUGAAGCCAUGCUUCUGGGCCUCCAGCAGUGCACACAGCUGUCCUUGUCUUUGUGUGGCACAUUCUAGCCUGAAACCCACCCGAUGCCACCUCCAGGCCUGAGGCCUCUGGGGGAAUUCAGGCUGGAGAUGCGUGCAGGCUGGCAGCAUAGCACAGAGGAAGGAGUCCCUCCACCCCAGAGGCCAGGGCAGGAAUGGGCCCUGGAGCAGGCCACAGGGAACACAUGGUGAUUCAUGAGGAAGUGGAAACAGUUCUGUGGAAGACCUCACCUCUCCAUCUUCCUUAGUUAAAGUGGACCCUGGGGACAGGAAAAGCGUUGCAUUUUAUGUGGUGGGCACAGGGAAAGGAGUCUUCCUUGUCCAUUGUGAGGGAAUGAGAGAUACGAACAGGCUAGUCUGGACAGUGACAGGCUAGACUUAACAAGUCACUCAGAUAAUCUUUAAAAAUCACGUUUAUUUCCUAAAAUUGAAUUUCUGAUCACAUAUGUGUAAAAAAAAAAAGGAUUGUACUAUUUCCCGUAGCCAAGGAGGUCAUGUCAAGGCAGCCCAGAUGUCCAUCCAGUAGCCCCAAGCCACCAGCUCCUUCCUUAUCAUGGGCAGGCUGCCUCCCGACCUGCUCUCAGUGGUGGGUGCUGUCCUCCCUUCCAGGAUAGCCAGGUUAGCUCUGAGCCACCUCAGGUCCCAGCCAGGCCAAGGGCCCGGUUCCUGAGCUCUGGCCUUUCCGUUAGCUCUGCUUUCGGGGAAGCGGUUUGUUCACUUCAUCUUAAAGUUGUGUCUGGAUGUUUGACAUUCAGUUCCAGCUCUGUUUGUGGGCCUACAGAAACCCGAGCACUGUCUUAGGUAUUGGAUGGCCCUUGGGCAGGAGGCAGCCUGCACUUUGCCUUCAAGGAGCUUGUAGCCUAACGAGUUCACAUCAGGAGUAGACAACAAGGGUUAACUGGGCAUAACCCCUCGAGGGGAGACUGGGUACUGUAGACAUCAGAGGCUGGCUCCAGUAGAGGCCACUGACAUGAGCAUCAUCAGGUCCCCGUGGUUUAAGAGAUCUUGAAGGACACUUAGCUCAGUCCCCUUCCCCCAACCCUGCAGCCAAGUGGGACCCCCCUUCUGCUCUAUAACUGGCACUCUCUCCAGUGGCCAGCAAUCUUCACAGAUACUUUAAAUUCACCAUUCUGUGGUUUAAAACUUAGUUUUCCAUCUUUCCCAAUGUUAAGACAAGGAAGUAGUUACCUUGUUCAUAUUCUGAAAUCAUUAAUGACCCUCUUCCCUCCCAGAAAAUCAGACUAAACUUGGGAAUUUUCACAGUUUCCCAGAAAUCUGAUUUCCCAGCCCACAAAUACCCCUGCUCUGCCAUGUGCUUCAGACAGCUGUGGGCCCCUUUGGCUAAGAGGCCCAGGUGAAUUUGACCCUGGGUGGGCUUAGGGGGGCCUGGGACCUCCUAGGACUGGGCAUCUAUCCUGGGCCUGCCCGGCCUGUUGGUGUGUGUCCUCGGCACAGUGAGAUCCUUUUCAGGCAUGUGUAUAUGUGGCCUCUGCUUAUCCUUCUCCUGUCCAGGGGAGCUUCUGUUCUUGUUUCAUGACCAGAUGAUCAGAUCACUGUUGGCUUCUGCCCCCUGGGCCAGCCUGCCCAAGCCAAGAUGAUUGCCCAUCUGUCUUUCCAAAGUGCCUGAAGCAAUUUGUCCUCUCCCCUCCCCAUUCCUCUCCCAAACACACAAACACAGACCGCCCCCCUCCCCCAAGCACAUGCUUUAUAGUCCUCUAUAAUUGUACAUUUUUAAUAGCAACACUGUUUUGUGGCUCAGCCCCUCACCCUGAGGACUUCUGCUGAGCCUGGUACCCAGCAGAGCAUGAGGUGGGUGAGAGUGAGACUGCACUUGGUUAGCUGGGGCUUCUCCAUGCUGGUGGCAGUGGCUCCCUGAUGUGCAGGAUUCAGUGCUUCCAAGAGCGGGGCUGCUUCUGCUCAGAGGGAAGGUGGUAAGCCCUGAGUCAGCUGGGAAUUCUGUUUGCAACCGCUCCCUCGCUUCAGCAAGGCCACAAAGCCCUGCACUUUGCCCCAGAAAGCCCUAAAGAGCAGCGGGAGUGCUCCCCAGGCAGAGGCAGAGACAGUCUACCAGGGUCUCCCCGGCUAGUUGAAUCAGAGCCCAUGGCAGGAGCUGAUUUUCCGGUGAGACAUUUCUGAAUACAAAUCCAGAAGUGUGUAUACAAUUAGAAAAAAA
Aethalodelphis obliquidens (Pacific white-sided dolphin) is the source of this 5726-nucleotide messenger RNA. It is a transcript of the gene MACROH2A1, whose product is annotated as macroH2A.1 histone. The record is from RefSeq and is a predicted model, not a curated record. Gene Ontology annotation, cellular component: nucleosome. Lineage: Eukaryota; Metazoa; Chordata; Mammalia; Artiodactyla; Delphinidae. Bases 202 to 801 code for a protein of 199 amino acids. The transcript has 6 exons. Gene Ontology annotation, biological process: nucleosome assembly. Gene Ontology annotation, molecular function: protein heterodimerization activity; DNA binding; structural constituent of chromatin.